AUGGAUACUGAUUCAUUAAUAAAUAGAAUUUGUAAAUUAGAAAGUUUAAAUGAACAAUUGAUAAAAGAACGAGAUACUUUAAUUCAAGAAUUAACAACACUACGAUCAACUGAGAAUGUAGAAAAUCUUAGACUUCAAAUAGAGCUUUUAAAACAAGAGAAUAACGAUUUAAAAAACAAAAUAAUUCAAUGUUCUUCUAAUCUUUCACCUAAUGAAUCAAUUCCUUUUUUAUAUGAUUCUGUGAUUGAUACUAAUCAUUCUUUCACAAGUGAGAAGUUAUUGGUUGAUGAAAAUAUUAUUAGAUAUGAUGCUAUUCAAGACUUUUUAUUCCAUUCUUUAAAAAGUUCAUUAGAAAGACAAAUCAAUGAAGUUGAAAGUUCAUUUAAUGUUCUUUAUGAUUCAAUUCAAACUAAAUCUACUUCACCAAGAGAUUCAUCAGGACUAAGACUUCAAGAAAUCUUAUUAGAAAAAAAAACAAAACUUCAAAUAUUAGAAAGUUUCAUUAAAAAGAAUCAGAAAAAAUCCAUUUCUUCUAGGAGUUCUUGUGACGUUUCUUCUUGUAAUACAGAAAAUAAGGUUCACAAAAAAGAAGAUGACUUACCAAAAGAAAUAGAACUUACCAUAAAUGAAAAAAAAUUAAUAAUUGAUGGAAUAAUUACGGCAUUAAAAAUGGCUAAUAUUAGAUAUGAAACUAUUGAUAUAAACCCAGGAGAUCUUUUAGCCAUAUUAAAAGAAGAAGAAAUCAGAUUUAAUAAAUGGGCAGAAAGGAUUCAAGUAGAGUUGUCAAAUCUUGUCAGAUAUUAA
Messenger RNA from Entamoeba nuttalli P19, 804 nucleotides. RefSeq lists its product as hypothetical. The coding region runs from base 1 to 804 and encodes 267 amino acids. The record is from RefSeq and is a predicted model, not a curated record. The transcript has a single exon. Lineage: Eukaryota; Evosea; Mastigamoebida; Endamoebidae.